GGCCUGGGCUCUGGCCGCCCGCGCCGCCCGGCCGCUCCGGGGACGGGCCGGGGCGGGGCGCGGCGCGGCGGCAGGAAGCGGGGCGGGGACUCGCGGAGGCGUUGGGGAGCGAGGGAGGGCGCGGCCAACUCCCGGAGGGACGGCAGGCCGAGAGAGCGGCGCCCGGGUCUGGCGCCGAGCCUGAGCCCGCCGGACGGGAGGCGGCCCAGCCGCGGGCUCGGCCUCGGCCCCAGCCCCGCCAGCAUGGCCGGCCGGACCGUGCGGGCCGAGACCCGGAGCCGGGCCAAGGAUGACAUCAAGAAGGUGAUGGCGACCAUCGAGAAGGUCCGGAGAUGGGAGAAGCGCUGGGUGACUGUGGGCGACACUUCCCUUCGUAUCUUCAAGUGGGUGCCAGUGGUGGACCCCCAGGAGGAGGAGCGGCGGAGGGCAGGUGGUGGGGCAGAGAGAUCCCGAGGCCGGGAGCGACGGGGCAGGGGCGCCAGUCCCCGAGGGGGUGGCCCUCUCAUCCUGCUGGAUCUCAAUGAUGAGAACAGUAACCAGAGUUUCCAUUCGGAAGGCUCCCUGCAAAAGGGCACUGAGCCCAGCCCUGGGGGCACCCCUCAGCCCAGCCGCCCUGUGUCACCUGCUGGACCACCAGAAGGGGUCCCAGAGGAUGCUCAGCCCCCACGUCUGGGCCAAGAAAGAGAUCCUGGGGGCAUAACUGCAGGCAGCACGGAUGAACCCCCAAUGCUGACCAAGGAGGAACCUGUUCCAGAAUUGCUGGAGGCUGAGGCCCCCGAAGCUUACCCCGUCUUUGAGCCAGUGCCACCUGUCCCCGAGGCAGCCCAGGGUGACACAGAGGACUCGGAGGGCGCCCCCCCACUCAAGCGCAUCUGCCCAAAUGCCCCUGACCCCUGAGAAGCCGGCCUGCCUGUCCUGUCGCCCCAGGGGCCCCUUUGGCUUUUUACAAAUAAAGACCCUUUUGUAA
Neofelis nebulosa (Clouded leopard) is the source of this 967-nucleotide messenger RNA. It is a transcript of the gene BCL7C, whose product is annotated as BAF chromatin remodeling complex subunit BCL7C. The transcript is spliced from 6 exons. The record is from RefSeq and is a predicted model, not a curated record. Bases 244 to 897 code for a protein of 217 amino acids. Lineage: Eukaryota; Metazoa; Chordata; Mammalia; Carnivora; Felidae.